Messenger RNA from Temnothorax curvispinosus, 1545 nucleotides. Its product is annotated as zinc finger and SCAN domain-containing protein 32-like. The coding region runs from base 486 to 1376 and encodes 296 amino acids. The record is from RefSeq and is a predicted model, not a curated record. The transcript has 4 exons. Lineage: Eukaryota; Metazoa; Arthropoda; Insecta; Hymenoptera; Formicidae.
UUUCCCGGGUUAUGCGGUUUUAGACAUGUGUAUGGUGCUGGGUAAGGUUUUUUUUAUAAUGAUUCGUUUUUUAUUUUACAGAUAAGUUAGAAUAAAAAAGUUUUUUUUCUUUUUGUAAUCACGCGGCGCAACGUUGGCCCAAUUAUAGGCCUAUUUUAUAAUGAGCCGGCACUAGUUUCUGACAUUCACCCGACAUUGACCUAGUUUACACCGAGCACUUGGUACGCGUAUCAAGUGCUAUAUCCGUAUCAAAUCGUUUGAUACGCUCGGUAUAAACGCUCGCGGAUUACUUUAGUGCGCUCUGGUCUGAUACUCCUCAAUCGCGAGUAUCAGACCAAGUUGAUACGCGUAUCAAAAGAUGUCAGCGCGCUGUAAACGCUUGAUUCGAUUCGAAUUGGAUCAAGUGUAUACCGCCGCUGCUGACUGUUGUUAGAUUGAGGUUAAAGUUAGAAAGUUAGAAUAGAAGUUUUAUAUCAACAGUGAAAAUGUCAUGUAAAAAGGGUGCAAAUUGGACAGAUGGUGAAACACGAACGUUUCUCGAACUGGUCACGGAAAAAAGUAUUUUAAGUAUAAUUGAUGGAAAGAAACAUCGGCAUGUAGAGAUUUUCCGAAUGCUGGUACCCGAAAUGCAAGCAAAAGGUUAUGAAAAAACAGCCGAGCAAAUGAAAUUAAAAUUAAAAAAUUUGAAAGCAGCAUAUUUCAAAUGUAAAAGAAAUAAUAAUGUCAGUGGUGCUGCUCCCUCAACGUGUCCAUUCUACAACGAGUUAGAUAUAUUAUAUGGAGGCAGGCCAAGUGCCCUAGCUAGCAGCAGCGAUGAUCAAGUAGGAAUAGACACCGCUGAAAUAAAUGAGGAAGAAGUUAAUAACGAGAAUGAUUCAAUAAAUUGUACAACUGCUGAAGAGACUGAUGAAAUGUUAGAUAAGGAAAAUGAAGUCCCACCAGCCAAAAAACAGAAACGAACAAAAACUUCUGGAAGAAAAAGUUAUGAAGUAAUGCUGCAGAGUCAUACUGACAAGUGGUUGGAAAACCAAAAAGAAUUACUUAACAGCAUUACAAACAAGCAGAUGGAACUCCAAAAACAAAUGGUCCAUGACGAGAUGAUGGAGCAGAGAAAGUGGGAAGAAGAGGAGUUAGAAAAAGAGCGAAAAUUUCAAAGUCAGCAAACAAGCUUGAUUCUGGCUGCAUUUACUAACAGUAUGCAGGGUAUCAGAUCUCAAACCCCUGCUCGUUCUACACAAAGCACCUUGAAGCCGCUGAAACUUAUUUCGUUGAAUUAUACAGAACCUCCUUCCACCUCUACAAUCAUUCAAUCUCCUAUGAUAGAAGGCAAGGAACCAAAUUCGAAAGUACAGAACUUUUAUUAUGAAACGCAAUAACUGAAUUUGAAUAAUAUGAAGACUGCAGUUUUAAAUAUUUAAGAUAUAUUAGGGAUUAUUUCUAGUUAGAAGUUAUGGUGCCGUGUUCCUACACAAAAUGUUAAUUUUGUUUAAAAAGUACGUUCAUUAUUAUGUUACUUUUGUUUAAAAAUGUUAAUUUCGUUCAAAA